This is a messenger RNA of Salarias fasciatus (jewelled blenny), 1492 nucleotides long. RefSeq names its product zinc finger protein 771-like. Gene Ontology annotation, biological process: regulation of transcription by RNA polymerase II. The record is from RefSeq and is a predicted model, not a curated record. The transcript is spliced from 2 exons. Lineage: Eukaryota; Metazoa; Chordata; Actinopteri; Blenniiformes; Blenniidae. Gene Ontology annotation, molecular function: RNA polymerase II cis-regulatory region sequence-specific DNA binding; DNA-binding transcription factor activity, RNA polymerase II-specific. Bases 33 to 1190 code for a protein of 385 amino acids.
UCCACUGGAGGCUGUUAUUUCCUGCAGCAACGAUGAGUUCAGUUCAGGCUUUGAGAGAGUUUAUCACCGAGCGACUAACAGCUGCUGCUGGAGAAAUCUUCACCGUGUUUCAACAAACCAUCGUUCAAUACGAGGAGGAGAUUGACCGGCAGCGCAGAUUGUUGGAAACCAGCUGGAAACCCAAAAUAAAGCCACUUUUAACAGGCAAGUCACAGCAAGUUGUCUGUGAAGAGGAGAGGGAGGAACCGAAACAUCCACAGAUUAAAGAGGAACAGGAGGAAACAGAACCUCAACAGAUUACCGUCAUUUUGGAGGAUUUCAGCAGCGGUCUGGAUGAGGAGAAGCUUGAACUCAAACAGGAGACCGAUGCAUUACUGGUCCCCCUUACCGAUGGGGACUGUGACCACGUUGACCCAGAAUCAGACAGUGAGCACCUUCUUUCCCACCACUCUGCUGCAGGUGAAAACCAAGACAAAACAAGAUUAAAUCAUCUAAAGUCCACCAGGAAUGCUGAGCUGAAGCUCAUCAAAGACAACAUGAACACCGCUCAUUUGACAGAGAGUCAGCGUGAAACCGGUGCAGGCAAAAAAUGUUUGAAAUGGGACCUUUAUGGGGCAGAUGAGAAUAUCUCGGAAGCAGUGCAGAUUCACAGGAACCACACAUGUGAGAAGCCACAUGCUUGUCAAUUAUGUGGGAAAAGAUUUAGUAAAAAGCGAGAUUUAUUGCAGCACAUGAGAACUCACACAGGUGAGAAGCCAUAUCCUUGCGUAACAUGUGGGAAAAGUUUCACUAAUCAAGGUGUUUUGUAUCGUCACAUGAGAACUCACACAGGCGAGAAGCCGUAUUCUUGUGAAACAUGUGGGAAACGUUUCAGUGAGCACGGCAUACUGCUGCGCCAUAAGAGGACUCACACAGGUGAGAAGCCGUAUGUUUGUGAAACAUGUGGUAAAAGGUUCAGCCAGCAGGGUAACAUGAUGAUCCACACCAGAACGCACACAGGCCAGAAGCCUUAUUCGUGUGAAACAUGUGGGAAAUGCUUCAGUCAACAGGGUACUUUGUUGCGUCAUGUGAAAAUUCACACAGGUGAGAAUCUCCGGCAUCCCUGCAAUAUCUGUGGUAAAAACUACACUGAUCACAAAGCACUAAAAAGACACACGAUGCUCCACUUGGGAAAGAAUUUCCAACCUUGAAGCAACUUGUUUUGACAAAAUCUGAGAACAUUCUCAACCCAAAAUUGGAAAGGUUUGAUGUAAUGCACGUUGAAAUUGUGCUUCAUUGACAGAAGGGAAUCUUCUGGGUUCCCUCAUUGAAAGGAUGAAGUAAAAUGUUUUUUUGUCAAUCUGAGUUGGUCGAACUCACCAUUCAAUACCUGCUGAUUUCCAGAGACACAUACUGUAGAUUCUGCUUUUUUCAAAUGUGAAAAUAUGACAUGAUUCACUGAUUUUAGCUGCAGUUAUUUUUUUAUUCAUUUGUUGAAAAUAAAAUGAUUUAA